AUGGCGGACGACGAUGUGGACUUAUCCCCUGAACAGACUGAGAAGUUGAUUCAUUUUCAAGAUCUCACUAUGAUUGAGGAUAUAGAAAGAUGUAAGUACAUUCUGGAGCGACACAGUUGGAAUAUAGAGUCAGCUGUAACAGAUACCCUAUAUGAAAGGGAUGUAGCUAAUGCCCCGUUGACAGCAGCCAGAACGCACAGUCCAGAACCACGAAUGCCAUCCAUGAAUUUAACACCAAGAGAUCAGCAUGUUUAUGUCACAGUGUCAGAAGGACCCCGUGGUGUGUUACAAUGGAUAUCUUAUGCAUUUAUGCUUCCAUUUCGAUUCUUUUUCACAACGUUCAUUGAUAUAAUCAAAUUUGCUUAUCGAUUAGUUUGGCCAGAUCCUAGGCAAAAUGUUACAGAUCCUGUGGGAGAUGUUUUAGCUUUUAUUAGAAAAUUCAAAGAAGAAUAUGGACAAAAUCAUCCUGUUUUUUAUCAAGGGGCUUAUAGUCAGGCUGUCAAUGAUGCAAAAAGAGAAUUGCGUUUUCUUCUUGUCUAUCUUCAUGAAGAUGGCAAUUCUGAUUCUAUUUUAUUCUGUCAAAACACAUUAUGUAAUUCAAGUGUGGUUGAAUUUAUCAACAGCCGAAUGCUUUUCUGGGCAUGUAAUGUCACCAGUCCAGAGGGAUAUAGAGUUCUUUUGUCAGUAUCCCGAACUGUACGCGUACGAAAGUUUCCAUUUCUUUCAUUGAUUGUGUUACGUGAGAACAACAGCAUGACUGCUGUCGCUAGAAUUGAAGGUCGUGUUGAUCCACCAGAGUUGAUUCGAAGGCUGGAGAGAGCAAUUGAAGUCAAUGAACAUGCAGUAACUUCAAUACGAUUAGACAGAGAACGGCUAAAUGCUGAUAAAGUGUUGAGAGAAGAACAAGACCAAGCAUAUUAUGCUUCACUAAAAGCUGAUCAAGAAAAAGAAAGGAAAAAGAAAGAAGAGCGGGACAAAGUUGAGCAGGAAGAAAAACGUCAACGAGACAAAGCUGCUGAGUGGGACCGUGUUUUAAUGGAACGUGAAAGAAGAAAAUCGGAAGUGAGAGAUUUAAUUCCUCCUGAACCAGCUGCUAACCAAGAAGGUGUUGUAAGGAUAAUGCUUACUGUCCCAAGUGGUGCACAUUUAGAAAGAAGAUUUCUUAAAACUCACUCACUAAAGUAUUUAUAUUAUUUUAUUCUGUGCCAUAAUCAAUGCCCAGAUGACUUCAAAGUAUUGAGUAAUUUCCCCAAAGGAGAAGUGCCAUGCCAUCCAACUGAGGACAAUCCUGAACCACCAACAUUUAUGCAGGCAGGCUUGGACAAAUCUGUGCGAUUAUUUGUUCAUGACAAUGAAGCAUAA
Messenger RNA from Acanthosepion pharaonis, 1362 nucleotides. NCBI's taxonomy places the organism in Eukaryota, Metazoa, Mollusca, Cephalopoda, Sepiida, Sepiidae. The record is from the annotation of a GenBank genome assembly.